Molecule: messenger RNA, 841 nt
Organism: Hydra vulgaris (swiftwater hydra)
Lineage: Eukaryota; Metazoa; Cnidaria; Hydrozoa; Anthoathecata; Hydridae
Product: 26S proteasome regulatory subunit 8
Biological process (GO): proteasome-mediated ubiquitin-dependent protein catabolic process
Cellular component (GO): proteasome regulatory particle, base subcomplex
Molecular function (GO): ATP hydrolysis activity; ATP binding; proteasome-activating activity
Source: RefSeq, a predicted model, not a curated record
GUUAUUGAGCUUCCUGUUAAACACCCUGAAUUGUUUGAAGCACUUGGAAUAGCUCAACCUAAGGGAGUUUUGUUAUAUGGUCCUCCUGGAACAGGAAAAACAUUGUUAGCCCGAGCUGUUGCUCACCAUACUGAAUGUACUUUUAUAAGAGUUUCUGGUUCAGAAUUAGUGCAAAAAUUUAUAGGUGAAGGCUCAAGAAUGGUUAGAGAACUCUUCGUUCUGGCCAGAGAACAUGCACCCUCCAUCAUUUUUAUGGAUGAAAUUGAUUCGAUAGGAUCUUCUCGUAUUGAGUCUGGUGGAUCAGGUGGAGGCGAUAGUGAAGUACAGCGUACUAUGUUGGAAUUACUUAAUCAACUUGAUGGUUUUGAACCAACUCAAAAUAUAAAAGUUAUAAUGGCCACAAAUCGCAUAGACAUAUUAGAUGUUGCUUUACUGAGACCUGGUCGUAUUGAUAGAAAGAUUGAAUUUCCAGCACCUACUGAAGAUGCACGGGCAGAUAUCUUACGUAUUCAUUCGCGUAAAAUGAAUUUAACUCGAGGAAUUAAUUUAAAGAAGAUUGCUGAGACUAUGCCUGGUGCCUCUGGCGCUGAAAUUAAGGGAGUUUGUACAGAGGCUGGAAUGUAUGCGCUCAGAGAAAGAAGAGUACAUGUUACCCAAGAAGACUUUGAAAUGGCUGUUGCUAAGGUUAUGCAAAAAGAUUCCGAAAAGAAUAUGUCGGUUAAGAAGUUAUGGAAAUAGAUGACAUUCGUGGAAGAAAAAAACUGCAUAGUGUUGCGAGUUCGCAAAAAUAUUUUAAGUUAAUUGUUGAGUGUUUUAAUUUAUAAUCUAUUCUUAAAACUUA